AGAAUAGUUUCACGUGUACGAAUCCUAUUGGCCAGUCUCCAGCAUUUCGUAAUCUUCCAGAUACAUUCAAUUUCAACCAUCCGCCCAUUUCUUAGGGUUUCCCCUCUAUUCCCACAAUAACGUCGCCGGUCGGUGCAUUUUCCCGGAAAAUUCACUCGUUUCCAGGAAAAUUCACCUUCCCCAUCAGAUAUCCGGCCGCAACCAUUUUUUUUCCCCCUAUCAACAAUUCCCCAAUUAAUUCAGAGUUACCGGGGAUACAACCUUCUAUUUUAUCGAUUGCGUAAUUUAAAUUCUUACCUUAUUGGAGCUUUAAUUUCUGUAAUCCUGAUUGAGCUAUGAUCGUCAUCAAUAGUUAAGUGAUCAGAUUGAAUUUCGAUUUAUAGCUUUCGAUCGUUGAUGCUUCGGAGAUUAUUCAAAUUACAGAUUUGAAGGAGAGGAGUCGGAGAUUUUGUGUUUCUUCGUAGCUGAAGAUGACGACGAGUCAAGGAGGUUCUUCUAGGAGAAGUAUGUCGUUGAAUAGCUCAUCAUCGCAGGCGAAGAAAAAAGCUAACGAGAAUGGUGGCAAUGAUUCCUCUGCUCGAAAGUCUCUACCAUCUUCUCGUUCCAUGGGACUCACAGGAGAGCGUACAGUGAAGCGAUUACGGUUGUCCAAGGCCCUGACAGUACCUGACACUACAAGUAUCAAUGAAGCUUGCCGUCGAAUGGCUGCUCGUAGAGUUGAUGCAUUGUUGCUGACUGAUUCAAAUGCAUUACUGUGUGGAAUCUUGACAGACAAGGAUAUAGCAACAAGAGUUAUCGCUCGUGAACUUAAUCUUGAUGAUACACCUGUUUCCAAGGUUAUGACGAGGAAUCCUGUUUUUGUUCUUUCUGACACCCUUGCAGUGGAAGCCCUGCAGAAGAUGGUACAAGGAAAAUUCAGACAUUUGCCUGUUGUGGAAAAUGGGGAGGUUAUUGCUUUGCUUGAUAUAGCAAAAUGUUUGUAUGAUGCAAUCGCUCGUAUGGAAAGGGCAGCUGAAAAAGGAAAGGCCAUUGCUGCAGCUGUUGAAGGUGUUGAAAAACACUGGGGAACAUCUAUUUCUGGUCAGAAUACAUUCAUUGAAACACUUAGAGAGCGCAUGUUUAAGCCCUCUUUGUCUACAAUCAUUCCUGAGAAUUCAAAGAUUGUAACAGUCUCACCUACCGACACAGUAUUAAUGGCAACAAAGAAGAUGCUUGAAUGUCGAAUAAGCUCCUCCAUUGUAACAGUUGACAACAAACCACGAGGAAUCCUAACUUCAAAGGAUAUCUUGAUGCGGGUAAUAGCACAAAAUCUUCCUCCAGAGUCCACUCUAGUGGAAAAGGUGAUGACCCCAAAUCCGGAAUGUGCAACAAUUGAUACACCCAUUGUUGAUGCUUUGCAUACCAUGCAUGAUGGGAAAUUUUUACACCUUCCUGUAGUUGAUAGAGAGGGAAUUGUAGUUGGUGUUGUUGACGUACUCCAUAUCACUCAUGCUGCUGUAGCCACAGUGGGUAGCACUGCUGGUGUUAGUAAUGAGGCUGCAAGCACCAUGAUGCAAAAGUUUUGGGAUUCUGCCAUGGCAUUAAGUCCUGUGGAUGAUGACGAAGAGACACGGAGUGAAGGUUCCUUGAAAUUGCCUUCUGAAGGAGCAGAGACAGGGAAAUCUCUUCCCUAUCCUCAGCCAAGCCUGCCCAAUACCUUUGCUUUCAAAAUUCAAGAUAAAAAGGGCCGAAUGCAUAGGUUCAAUUGUGAUGUUCGAAGUUUGACGGAUCUCAUAACAGCAAUCCUUCAGCGAGUGGGGGAUGAUAUUGAUCGUGCCAACCUGCCUCAGAUUCUGUAUGAAGAUGAAGACCAAGACAAGGUUGUACUUGCAUCAGAUAGUGAUCUUGUGGCAGCUGUAGAACAUGCAAGGUCAGCCGGUUGGAAGGGAUUGAAAUUGCAUCUAGAUUAUUCAGGAACAAGCGGUCAGAGGAAAGGAGGAGAUGUGGGUUAUGCUCAUGCAGAUGCAUGGGCUUCUGCAUACAGUGCUGUUGCAGCUGGGGCCGCGCUAGUUGCAGGGUUUGGUAUAUUAGCAUACUUGAGGAGAGCUGGUAACUGAUUACUGUUUACUAUUUGGCAGUUUAAAACAACAAAAAAAAAAAAAAAAAAAAAAAAAAAAAAAAAAAUGGCCAAAUUUGAAUUGGUGGGGAGUGUUGGUCUCUUGAUCGAAAUCUUGUAUUUGUAGGUUGAUAUAUACGGAAAUUCAUUUUCUGCCAACUCUUCCAUUGUUUGCGCGUUUGUUGUCUAGUGUCAUGAGUUAUUUCAGUAAAAUUUUGAAGUUACCGGCAUUUGUAAUUGUUCAUAAUGAAUAAGCUGAAGACAUCAGAAAAAUUCCCAAGUUAUUUGCACAUUCCCAAGAUUCUCAACUGAUCGAGAAGCUACCAGAUCGUGGUUUCAAACUAAAGUUUCAUUUUGUGCUACUGAAGACCGAGUUAUAUAGUUUGUAAUCCACUAUUAUGGACACAGUUUGUAACAAAUUUUCUACUUUUCCUCUUUUUAUGAACACUGUUAUUAUAA
Molecule: messenger RNA, 2554 nt
Organism: Cornus florida
Lineage: Eukaryota; Viridiplantae; Streptophyta; Magnoliopsida; Cornales; Cornaceae
Product: CBS domain-containing protein CBSCBSPB5-like
Exons: 15
Coding region: 471-2096 (541 amino acids)
Molecular function (GO): protein binding
Source: RefSeq, a predicted model, not a curated record